Ascochyta rabiei is the source of this 2169-nucleotide messenger RNA. Its product is annotated as DNA helicase. Gene Ontology annotation, biological process: DNA replication initiation; double-strand break repair via break-induced replication; DNA replication. Bases 1 to 2169 code for a protein of 722 amino acids. Gene Ontology annotation, molecular function: single-stranded DNA helicase activity; 3'-5' DNA helicase activity; single-stranded DNA binding. Gene Ontology annotation, cellular component: nucleus; MCM complex. The transcript has 2 exons. The record is from RefSeq and is a predicted model, not a curated record. Lineage: Eukaryota; Fungi; Ascomycota; Dothideomycetes; Pleosporales; Didymellaceae.
AUGACGGACAGGCAAACAGCGUACUCGAUCAGCAUCUUCGGCAGCCAGGCGGGUGAUGAGCGUCAGGAUGGCACCUCCCCAUCGCGUGUCCAGCAGCAGCUGGUUGACUUUAUCAUGGACUUUCACCUCGACAAUGUUUUCCUCUACCGAGACCAAAUCCGCGAAAAUGUGCUUGUGAAGCAGUACUACUGUGAUAUCGACAUCGCUCACCUGAUCUCUUAUGAUGAAGAGCUCGCACACAAGCUUCAGCAGGAUCCUGCCGAAAUCUUACCUCUGUUCGAAGCAGCACUCAAGACAUGCACGCAACGUAUUGUUUACCCUUCGCAAAGAAACAUCAAGCUUCCUGAGCACCAGCUCCUGCUUCACUCGUCUGCCUCGGAGCUCUCUAUCCGCGACCUCACAGCGAACAACGUCUCCCAUCUCGUCCGCAUACCUGGCAUCAUCAUCGGCGCCUCCACACUCUCGUCAAAGUCUACAGCACUCGCGAUUCGAUGUCGAAAUUGUCAGCAUGAAGAGAUGAUCCCCGUAUCUGGCGGUUUCGCAGGCAUUUCGCUCCCACGAACAUGUGCUCGAAAGGCAGGCGAGGGCGACGACAAAUGCCCCUUGGAUCCAUACUACGUCAUGCACGAGCGGUGCCAAUUCAUUGACCAGCAAGUGCUCAAGUUGCAAGAGGCUCCUGAUCAGGUACCUGUUGGAGAGCUACCUCGACACAUUAUGAUAUCUGCGGAUCGUUACCUCGCCAACAGAGUGGUUCCUGGUACACGAUGCACAAUCAUGGGCAUUUUUUCGAUAUAUCAGCAAAAGGGGUCGAAGAAAUCGUCUAGCGCCGCGGUCGCCAUUCGCAAUCCAUACAUUCGAGCAGUUGGCAUUCACGCAGACGUGGACCAUACGAACAAGGGCAAUGCUGUAUUUACAGAAGAGGAGGAACAGGAGUUCCUUGAGAUGAGCAGAAGGCCAGACAUCUACUCAGUCUUUGCUAAGUGCAUUGCACCGUCCAUCUAUGGCAACGAGGACAUCAAAAAGGCCAUCGCGUGUCUGUUGAUGGGCGGAUCUAAGAAGAUCUUGCCUGAUGGCAUGAAGCUUCGUGGAGAUAUCAACGUCCUUCUCCUCGGUGACCCAGGUACGGCCAAAUCUCAACUACUGAAAUUCGUCGAGAAAGUGUCACCAAUUGCCAUCUAUACAUCCGGAAAGGGUUCGUCUGCGGCUGGUCUCACAGCGUCUGUACAACGUGACCAUACAACACGAGAAUUCUACCUCGAAGGUGGCGCCAUGGUCCUAGCCGAUGGUGGUGUUGUGUGCAUCGAUGAGUUCGACAAGAUGAGGGAUGAGGACCGAGUAGCUAUUCACGAAGCCAUGGAGCAACAAACCAUCUCUAUUGCCAAAGCCGGUAUCACAACAAUUCUGAACUCGCGAACAUCGGUACUGGCAGCAGCCAAUCCUAUCUUUGGACGUUAUGACGACAUGAAGACACCUGGUGAGAACAUCGACUUCCAGACCACCAUCUUGUCACGUUUCGACAUGAUCUUCAUCGUUCGAGAUGAGCACGAUCGUGGUCGUGACGAGAGGAUCGCGAAGCACGUCAUGGGUAUUGCGAUGGGCGGUCGAGGCGUCGAAGAAACCGCUCAAGCCGAGAUCCCCAUCGAGAAAAUGAAGCGCUACAUCACAUACUGCAGGCAGAGGUGUGCCCCGCGUCUCUCACCUGAAGCAGCCGAGAAGCUGAGUUCCCAUUUCGUGAGCAUCAGGCGGCAAGUUCAUGCUUCUGAGAUAAAUGCAAACCAACGAAGCAGUAUACCCAUCACUGUGCGCCAACUGGAAGCUAUCAUUCGUAUUACAGAAUCGCUAGCCAAACUCUCCUUGUCACCUAUCGCCGAUGAGACGCAUGUGGACGAGGCCAUUCGUCUCUUCCUUGCCUCGACCAUGGAUGCGGUUACACAGGGUGAAGGUCAGAGCUCGAAAGAGCUUAUGGACGAAACGAACAGGGUCGAGGAAGAGUUGAGGAGACGCAUGCCGAUUGGUUGGCAAGUCAAUCUCUCUUCGCUCAAGCGAGAAUUUGUUGAUGGCAAAGGAUACUCGGAGCAGGCUCUUGCGCGAGCGCUACACGUUAUGGCAGCGAGAGAGACCAUCAGAAUGCGACACGGUGGAAGCGUUGUUUUCAGAGCAGGCGCUUGA